GACGACGACAGAGCUUGCUAUCACUGCGGCGAGGCUGGACACAUAGGCCGAGACUGCCCUACGAAGCCUGCCAUGGUUUGUCGCCGAUGCAAUGAGGAAGGCCACAUGGCAAAGGAGUGUCCGGUACCCCAGACGUGCCGCCGCUGUGGCAACGAAGGCCACAUGAGCAAAGAGUGCACCAUGGUCCCCCCCGUGGACCGCAGUCAUAUCGCUGACAAGUCGACGGAGGCGGCUUGGAACGAUAUCGAAGAAGCUGUCAAGGAAAAGGAUAUCGAUGACCUUUUGAUCGCGUUUCAACAAUACGUCAAGGCGAUUCUCGUGGAGUUCCCAGAGACGAUCUACCGUAGCCUCCAAGAAGGCUUCAAUAACUCGGGCUUGAGCGUCUUCCUCAUCGCUCUGGAGACCGAGGUAGAGCCGUCUUUUACGAAUGUUGAUCUGCAAGGAAAUGCCGACAAGAAGUACAUGAUCUCGGUUCGACUCUCUGACAAACCACGUCGGCCCCGCGAGCGCGAGGGCUGGCCCGAGAACAUGGACGAAAUCCUGCAACGUCUGGAUGAUGCUGGCGAGCGUGUGCCGUCUCAUAAGCGCCAAUGCUUCAACUGCAAUGAGUGGGGUCAUGGAUCCCGAGACUGUCCUGAACCCAAGGCUGAGCGCUCCCGCGAGAUCAUCACAUGCCCGAACUGCAACGAGGAGGGCCAUCGUCUACUCUAUUGCAAGCAACCUCGCGUUGACAAGAACGCCUGUCGCAAUUGCGGUGGCUCUGGUCACCGCGCCAAUGAGUGCACCGAGCCUCCCAAUAUGGACAAUGUGGAGUGUCGCAAGUGUGGUGAAAGUAAGUCAACUCCCCGAUAUCAUGUGAAUGCUUCUAACAGGUUCGUAGUGGGCCACUACAGCAAGGACUGCGAAAAACCCGAGACAUGCCUCAACUGUGGUGAAGAGGGCCACAAAUUCUUCGGUUGCCCGAAGCCCAAGGAUUAUUCUAAAAUCACUUGCUCGGUUUGCAAAGAGAAGGGCCACACGAAGGCUCGCUGCCCGCAAGCGGAC
Molecule: messenger RNA, 1044 nt
Organism: Emericellopsis atlantica
Lineage: Eukaryota; Fungi; Ascomycota; Sordariomycetes; Hypocreales; Bionectriaceae
Exons: 5
Molecular function (GO): zinc ion binding; nucleic acid binding
Source: RefSeq, a predicted model, not a curated record